UUGGAACAAAGACAAUCGGCUUUUUCUCUUUUUUUUUUUCUCUCUUUCCAUUGAAUUCUGAGUAGAUUCCCAAUUAUGGUUGUGUUUUUUAGUUUAAACAAGUAUGGAUUUGGUUAUGUGAAUUUUGAAAGGUUGUACUUGAUAGAAAUUUGAGGGGAGUGGCAUGCUGUCAUCCUUCAACUUGACACAAAUUAAGAAGAGAAGCGAAGAUCAUUCGCUAAUUCUUUCAGAACUAUCCAUCUGAUCUGAUUAUCCAUGGCAGACACGCCCCAGAAGAUCAUCAUCGACACCGACCCUGGCAUCGAUGAUGCUAUGGCAAUUUUUCUGGCUUUACAAUCGCCAGAAGUAGAGGUGCUUGGAUUAACGACUAUUUUUGGUAAUGUUUAUACUACUCUUUCCACAAGAAAUGCCUUGCAUUUGUUGGAGAUUGCUGGUAGGACUGACAUCCCAGUAGCUGAAGGAUCGCAUGUCACGAUAACUAAUGGAACAAAACUUCGCGUUGCUGAUUUUGUCCAUGGGAUCGAUGGACUUGGCAACCAAAAUUUUCCACCUCCAAAAGGGAAGCCAAUUGAGCAGGCAGCAGCUGCAUUUCUUGUUGAACAGGCAAAUCUUUACCCUGGAAAGGUCACAGUGGUGGCGCUAGGACCACUUACAAAUAUUGCAUUGGCUUUGAAACUAGAUCCUGCAUUUCAAAAGAAAGUCGGGAAGAUUAUUAUCCUUGGUGGUGCAUUUUUCGUAAAUGGAAAUGUAAAUGCUGCUGCAGAAGCCAAUAUAUUUGGGGAUCCAGAAGCUGCAGAUAUGGUAUUCACAAGUGGCGCAAACGUGGUAGUAGUGGGGAUAAAUGUCACACAUCAAGUUGUCUUGACUGAGGACGAUCGUGACAAGUUGGCAAGAUCGGAUGGGAAAUUUGCCAAGUAUCUCUGCAAAAUUUUAGACGUUUAUUUCUCUUACCACAGGGAUGCGUAUGAGACAAAAGGAGUUUAUCUCCAUGACCCGGCCACCGUACUUGCAGCCGUGGACUCCUCACUUUUCACAUACACAGAGGGCGUAGUUCGAGUUCAGACGACAGGCAUCACAAGAGGACUCACAAUUUUGUAUAACAAUCAGAAAAGGUUUGGUGAAGUGAGUGAAUGGUGCGAUAAACCCACUGUGAAGGUAGCAGUCACAGUCGAUGCCCCGGCCAUUUUGAAAUUGGUAAUGGACCGACUUAUGGACUCGUAGAGUAUGUAAGAGUUCGAAUAAGAGAUUCCAUAUCCAGAAAUAAUGUUGUGUAUUUUAUGACUCAAGCUUAGACAAGUUCUGGUUUCAUGGUCCAUUGAACAAUUAUAGCUGUCUCGCAGUUGCAGUACAACCCCCAUACAAAUAAAAUGUUUCUUGGACGUCUGCUGGUCUCAGUGAAUCAUCCUUCUAUUGUUUUUCAUCUGUAAUGGAUGCAAUCUUUUCUGAUGCAGAGAAUAGGUUGAUGUAGAAGUGAUUUUUGGCUAAACUUUAAAGUUUGUAAAGAAGUGUCCUAAUAUAUUUACAAACUUUGAACAGGUUUUAACUGUUAAGAUUUGACCAGAAAUUCAGCCUGAAAAAAAAAA
Momordica charantia (bitter melon) is the source of this 1583-nucleotide messenger RNA. RefSeq names its product uridine-ribohydrolase 2 (gene URH2). Gene Ontology annotation, cellular component: cytosol. NCBI's taxonomy places the organism in Eukaryota, Viridiplantae, Streptophyta, Magnoliopsida, Cucurbitales, Cucurbitaceae. Gene Ontology annotation, molecular function: purine nucleosidase activity. The record is from RefSeq and is a predicted model, not a curated record. Gene Ontology annotation, biological process: purine nucleoside catabolic process.